This is a messenger RNA of Caenorhabditis remanei, 2589 nucleotides long. RefSeq lists its product as uncharacterized. NCBI's taxonomy places the organism in Eukaryota, Metazoa, Nematoda, Chromadorea, Rhabditida, Rhabditidae. The record is from RefSeq and is a predicted model, not a curated record. The coding region runs from base 1 to 2589 and encodes 862 amino acids. The transcript has 12 exons.
AUGCGCGGUUCGAAUGGAUAUCAUCAUCCGUCACGUGGCACCUACGAAAGCUACAGUAACCCUCAGCCAUCCUCCGGUGGACACGGACAAAUGGUUAUCAAUAUGAAGACUACAGUAACCACGAGUGGUGGACAACAUAAUGGUCUAGUCGUACAUAGUGCAAUUCAAUCGGCCGGUAGUCCGAGUACGAGUCAGAGUUCUUGGAUGUCUCCAUACUCAGAAUCUCCCACCCGCCGACUAGAAGAAGGUCUAGAUCUGAUGAGAUCCAACACUUCUCUUCAUAGAAGUUCUCCACUCCCAAUCCAAAUGGUACCCAGUACAUCUCGUGAAACAUUAAUAUCAAUUGGAAGAGAAGGGUCGUCGAAACGAGAAAAUGGAGGACAUCAUCACCAUCAGAUUCCUCCGAAACCUCCGUCGCCACCGCCUUCGCCGAUUUAUUCGUUUAAAGGUCGUGAUUCACCGCCAGACGAGUUCAUUCAACCAACAAAGCUUGUUCUAAACGUCUUCCGUCCGAAUAAUUUAUUAGGAGAAAUUAGAAGAAACUCAAUUUAUUUCUUCUUUCCACCGGCUGAACCAGCCAAUCCUCCGAUAGAUCCGAGAAGACCAGAGACUCCAGAGAAGAUUCCUCCAAUAUCUGGAUCAGCAGCCUCGAUGACAGACAAACACAUGAGAGCGACGAAGACGAGAAGAAGGAAAUUGAAAUUCAUUGUUUUCGGGAAUUGUGAAGAUUCAUGGGGUGGGGUGGGGGCUUUAUACUGGCUCCGUGCUCUCACGAAACACCAAGAACCCGCUUGGCAAACUCCGAUAUCCCGUUCCCAAGUGUCUCUCACCCCAUCAUCAGGAGGAAUCCAACUAUCCAAGAAGAAUGCUCUUCUCAAUGACGCCGUGACAACGACAACAACCGUCGAAGUGUUCAGAGCUCCUCUAGAUUCAGAGAGCUCACUGAUCUCGCUGACUCCAUCUCCGUUCGGUGGAGCGCCUUUGCUUGUAAGGGCACACGGACCACAGUACGAGCAGUGGAAUGAUAGGAAAGUGCAGACAUUGAUGAGUGAUGAGGAUCGGAGGGAUUUGAGGAAAGAGGUGCAGUGGAAGGAACGGUUGAUAGAGGAGAGCGAUCGGAGGUUCCGUGACAACACGAGUGAUUUCUACGAUGAAAUUCAAGAUCCUCCGCAAUACAUCCAUCAUGACUAUCGACCGAAACCAUCGUUCCAACCGGUUACCCACCCCAUCAUCAUGACGGGAUCUAGGGAUGAUUUGAGAUCCCAACCGCCACCGUACCCAGCACCUCUCAGUCCUCUGUAUAUUGUCCCAGACCGUCACAGGAAUCUAACAAAUUCCGUGUCUCCUGGACAGUAUUCUAGAAGAAGUAAUGGAUAUCCGGAGACGAGAAACGAAGAGAGAAGACAGGAAGAGAGGAGGGAGGAGCCAAGGGAUGAGUAUCGUCUAAGGGCUGAGAAUGAACAGAAUCAGAAUAGGGAAAGAUACCACCACCGUCGCUCCAAGUCCUCGACCCGCGACGACGCCUCCACCAGCCACCGAUCCCUCCGUCACCGCAGUAUGUCUCCAGCGUCUCGUCGAUCACUUGCCACCUCAAUCGGCGGAUCUCAAGAAGAGAUUUUAAUGGAACGAGUCAUCGAUGAGCUGGAAAUGAUCUCAUCUCCAUUGGCAGAGUCUGAGGAUUCUCUCAUUUCCGAAAUGUCGACAAGGAAUGAUGUGGCAAGAUCUUCUUGGUUGGAGUAUCGAGGGAUUCGUAGAAGGAUUGAAGAUGGGAAUGAGAGUGAUUUUGAAGAGGACGAGAGUGACGUCUAUGCGCCACCACCGAUUCCAGAGAGGGAUUAUUCCAGACUCCGCUCCUAUCGAAAACACGGCGAGGAAUUCUCAAUGCGUAGAUCAAAAAGCUACGAAAGACCGGGAAGACCACGGACACCCGAGAAAAGAUGGUCAAGGAAUGCGCGAAGUUUAGUGGAUAAGACGAAGAAGAUCAAUGCGAUUUAUGCGACUCCAAUCAGAAAAAAUAUCACUUCGAAUGCAGUGGUGGCACCUCCAAUUAUAGAAGAAUUCGUCGAGGAAGUGCCGAGAUACGUGAGACCAUUGAAGACGGUGGAGGAGGUUAAAGUAGAGGUGGUCAAAGAAGAAGAAGAGGAGAAAGAAGAAGAACUUCUGAGUCCAGGACUUGUUCCAGUUAUUGAUUUAAGCACUGAAAUUGAGUUCUCAUCGGCUACAACAACGGCAAAAGUGGAGAGACCAAAGUUGGCUCGAGAAGACUCUCUGACAGAACUUCUGAAACGGCAAUUAUCCACAAAGAACCAUUUGAAAAUUCGUGAAGAACUACCGGAAUAUGUGGAACCUAAGGAUCCAAUCAUCCGGGAGCUCCAGGAGUUUUUGAAGAUUGAACCGAAAAGUUCGGAGGAGAAUUCACAGAACUUCACGUCUAACUCUAUAGAGAAGGAGAGGAAGGAGGUCUCACCAAAUGGAAAAGAGAAAGCUGUGGAAGCAAAUGAGCACCGGCUAAUCGUGAGAGGAUGGCAAGAACUUCUGAAGUCAUCAUCCUCAUCGUCCACCUCUUCCACGUCUUCGACAACUGUGUAG